AUGUUUGGAUAUGACCAGGGUAUCAUGUCUGGUCUUUUGGUCAAUGAGGUUUUCAUCAAACGAUUCUACAGCGACCAUGGAGGGAUUGACGGAACAACUGAGGGAAUCAACCCAAACUUGAUUGGUAUCACUGUCUCUUGCUUGCAGCUUUCCGCAGCUAUUGGAUCUCUUACUUCUGGUUACCUUGGAGAUAUCAUGGGAAGGAAGAGAUGUGUGCGUAUCGGUGGAUUCAUAUACUUCGCUAUGGCUUUCCUUCAAGGAUUCGCUCCAAACCUGGCUUGCUUCAUUGCUGGACGAACCAUCCAAGGUCUUGGUGUUGGCUUUCUCUCGAUGACAGUACCAGUGAUUCAGACUGAAAUUGCGGCUCCCCAUAGACGUGGCUUGAUGGUCGGCGUCGAAUACACAUUCUUGAUCGGCUGA
Messenger RNA from Cadophora gregata, 420 nucleotides. RefSeq lists its product as uncharacterized. Gene Ontology annotation, biological process: transmembrane transport; carbohydrate transport. Gene Ontology annotation, cellular component: membrane. The record is from RefSeq and is a predicted model, not a curated record. The coding region runs from base 1 to 420 and encodes 139 amino acids. Lineage: Eukaryota; Fungi; Ascomycota; Leotiomycetes; Helotiales; Ploettnerulaceae. Gene Ontology annotation, molecular function: carbohydrate:proton symporter activity. The transcript has 3 exons.